GACACCGACGCUAAUAAUCCCCAGAAUCCAGUGGCGGGCAGCCGGAAGGCUCGGGCCUAGAUCGUGAGGCUGACAGCAAUUGGGCGAGGGACAAAGGAACCUGGGCAAUGUUUCCGACAGCUUCUGCACCAUGGGGGCUCCAAGAGUCCUCGCCACUGAAGACUCUGAUUGCGCGCGCAACAUAUCCAUCGCAGCCUGAACCCAACUAUGCACUCAACCUCGAGGUAGCAGAGUACAUCAACCAAAAGAAGGCUAACACCCCACGAGAUGCGGCGAUAACUGUUGCACAGCUCGUGAACCAUCGCAACCCCCACGUCGCAAUGCUCGCUCUUUCACUCCUCGAUACGCUUGUACAGAACUGUGGAUAUCCUUUCCAUCUGCAGAUUGCGACGAAGGAAUUUCUCAACGAGCUUGUCCGACGGUUCCCGGAACGUCCUCCGCCCUAUCCGGGACCCGUUAUGUCAAAGAUCUUGGAGUUUAUUCAUGGCUGGAAGGAGGGCAUAUGUGUCGAUAGCCGAUUCAAGGAUGACCUUGGCAACAUUCGAGACAUGCACAGGCUGUUGACGUUCAAAGGAUACAGGUUCAGGGAUGCGCCUGGGAGGAAUAACGUAACAGCUGAAGCCACAUCCAAUCUGAAGACGGCUGAAGAGCUCGAAAAUGAAGACCGCGAAGCGCAGCAGGCCAAGCUGCAAGAGCUCAUCCGUCGGGGCACACCGCGAGACCUUGCGCAGGCACAGGAGCUUAUGAAAGCCCUAGCGGGCGCAAAUCCGGAUGCCAAGCCAGACUACCGAACACAAGCUUUGACAGAGCUUAACAAGCUCGAAAGCAAAGUCAUUCUUUUGAACGAAAUGUUGGAUAAUGUAGACUCCCAACGAGGAGAGAAGUUUGCUCAGGGCGAUGUGUAUGACCAAGUAGCGUCGAUUUUGAAGAGUGCACGACCGAAGAUUCAGGGCUGGAUAUCGAAUGCUGAGACCGACGAUCCGGAGUCGUUAGACACCUUCCUACACAUAAAUGACCAGAUCAACACUGUGCUCGACCGCUACGAGGCCUUCAAGCGCGGAGAUUACGCAGCAGCAGCAAAUCCAGUACCCAGAGAGCUCGCUUCCCAGUCUUCGCAGGGAGUUUCCCUCAUCGAUUUCGACGACAGUGCACACCCGUCAAAUACGACGGCUAGCGGCGGCGGCGGCGGCACCGUCAACGAGCUUGCCGAUCUCUUUAGCUCUGGUCCCUCAAAUCCCACGUCACAGCAGCAGCAGCAACAGCCGAUGCCCAUACAACAACAAAUACAGCAGAUUCAGCAAAUACAGCAGCAACAAUCGGCAUACGGUGUGCCGCAGCAACAACAGCAGUACUCAAGUCCAAAUGCCAAUCUCUUCUCACAGCUUGGCAUGGGCGGCAGGUCGGGCGGCACGCACACUCCUUCCUCCAUGUACUCGCCCCAGCCCACGGGUGGUGUCCUCGGUGCACAAGCUCGUCCACCGUUCGCGAGCUCGCUCUCGCAGGGUUUGCCUGUGCAGCGGACAGGAUCUUCGUCAGUAACGGGCACUCCACCUCCCGCGCAGGGAGCACUCCGUCUCGGCUCGCCGUCGCCCAACUACCUCGCGAGUUCGAACACCGGCACGUCUUCCGUAGGCGGUGUGCCCUUAGGCGGCAGCACAAACGGUCUUGGCGGUGCGGCGGGGGGCCCGGGUUCGGGUCUAGGCCUGCAGCCGACUCAGGCACAGCAGCAGCAACAGCAACCACAGCAACCGCAGGUGCAAGGAAAGGAUCCGUUCGCAGAUUUGGUGGGACUGUUCUGAGGAGUCAGUGCUGCAUGAUUAUACGUUAGGCGGGAUUCAUUUGGACCCAUGGAUGUAGAACAUACUUUCUAUUCGUAUGCGUAUCUGGUUGCAGUGC
This is a messenger RNA of Phanerochaete carnosa HHB-10118-sp, 1896 nucleotides long. RefSeq lists its product as uncharacterized. Gene Ontology annotation, molecular function: phosphatidylinositol binding; ubiquitin binding. The transcript is spliced from 6 exons. Gene Ontology annotation, cellular component: trans-Golgi network. Lineage: Eukaryota; Fungi; Basidiomycota; Agaricomycetes; Polyporales; Phanerochaetaceae. The record is from RefSeq and is a predicted model, not a curated record. Gene Ontology annotation, biological process: Golgi to vacuole transport; Golgi to endosome transport; protein transport to vacuole involved in ubiquitin-dependent protein catabolic process via the multivesicular body sorting pathway. The coding region runs from base 108 to 1799 and encodes 563 amino acids.